GGUUAAAGUGUGUCUUACCAAACAACGACUCAAAGCCAAAAGGUUCGGUUCUAGUUGAGACAAGAUAAUUAUCCCAACGCGACUUCGUAAAAUGGCACUGUGUGAAAGGGACGUGUGCUAUAUCCAGUGGAUCGUCUAUGUCCCCACAUUCCUUGUGGGUUUUCCCCUCAACCUGGCCGCUCUGUGGCUCCUCCUCUUCAGGAUCCGUCGAUGGACUGAGUCCACGGUGUACCUCAGCAGUCUGAUCAUCAACAACAGCCUUCUCAUCUUCUCUCUGCCCUUCAAGAUGUACGCCUACGGCCGCACCUGGGGCCUGAGCAUGGGCUUCUGCACCUUCCUGGAGAGCCUGGUGUUCGUCAACAUCUAUGGGAGCAUCAUACUGAUCGUGUGCAUCUCGGGCGACCGCUAUGUUUCUCUGCGGUUUCCAUUCAACGGCAAGCGUCUGCGCUCGCCACGGAAGGCUGCCAUGGUAUGCCUGGCCGUGUGGGUGACGGUAUUCGCUUUCACCAUGCCCGUCUAUGAGCUCCACAACAAAAACACCACCAGCCUGCACAACGGCAACGAAACCAGGUGUUUCGAGAAAUUCUCCAGAGAAACCUGGGAGAAGAAAUGGAUCAUCGUCACCAUGGAGACGGUGUUCACAAUCAGCACCAUCACUAUGGUGUUCUUCUCAGUGUGCGUGAUGCAGAUCCUGAGUAACAUGCGGCGUCGGUACCCGCUGGACGAGAAGCUGAGGGACAACAAGUCUGUGAAGAUCGUCCUGAGCAACCUGGUGGCCUUCCUGCUGUGCUUCAUCCCCUACCACGUGGCCGCAGUCGUCUACUUCCUGGCCAAGAACCGCACAGAGGACCCGGGCGUCAUCAACCCCCUCAGAGACUUCGUCCACAUCAGCACCUGUCUGAGCAGCGUCAACUGUCUGACGGACGGGGUCUGCUACUACCUCAUCCUGAAGGAGAACCUGCUGACUGCCAGCCAGGAGAGGAGGAGGAUGUCCAUUAGAGGGAACAUGGUGGCAAAGCCCCGGGAAAUCAACCAGCGUCCGAUGGACAACAUCAAGGUCAAGGGACCCGGAGAGACAGGAUCAGACACCCAGGUCACUGGAAAUCGAUAGGACUUGCUAGAUAGAUGUGGCUUAUCACUUCUUGCCGCGUGCAGAGUGGAGAGCAGGGUGGAGAUGCUUCCCCUGUAGAUGGAUGGCUAUUACCUCUAUCUGGGAAAUGGGAAACUCAGAUCCCCACAGCAGAGAGAGGAGACAAGUCUCAUGAAAGACUCUUGAAGAAUGAAUGAAUGAAUGGCCAACACAAUGUUUUCAAAUCAAUCAUCCAACCUUCAAGUUUAUGUUCUAUUGUAUUCUCACUCAUCACACCUGUGACCUCAUACAAGUCUUACCCUUUAGGAGGCUGAGAUUCAUAGAGGUUCCACAGAAGAUCUCAGAGGGCAUAUCUAACACUAACUAAUCUGAUCAACAAAAGGCAUGGGAUUUACAACCCUGAGUCGUGUAAUUUAUUCAUACUGAAUAGAAGCAUAUACAUAAUUAUACAUUGUUCAGAUAUGGACUGUUCAGAUGUAAGCCAACCACUCUCAAUCUAGCAGUUUAGUAAUAAUACUUUAAAGUACUUCUUAAGUAGUUUUUUGGGGUAUCUGUA
Molecule: messenger RNA, 1646 nt
Organism: Coregonus clupeaformis (lake whitefish)
Lineage: Eukaryota; Metazoa; Chordata; Actinopteri; Salmoniformes; Salmonidae
Product: lysophosphatidic acid receptor 6-like
Exons: 2
Coding region: 92-1111 (339 amino acids)
Biological process (GO): positive regulation of Rho protein signal transduction; phospholipase C-activating G protein-coupled receptor signaling pathway
Cellular component (GO): membrane
Molecular function (GO): G protein-coupled receptor activity
Source: RefSeq, a predicted model, not a curated record